AUGGGUGCUAACGACACUGCUACACAGCAGACCGUUGCCGUUUCCGCCUCGGUCUCCGAACCAUGGGAAGACGUGAUGCGGGCUGAGCUUGCCGCGUGGUUCCAAAACCCCGACUGGGUCGACGAGACGCCGUCAAUGACGGUUUCCGUCGGAUCUAACGCUCUCUGUCAACUCGACGGAGUCGCGACCGUCGGCCUUCCCCCUGACGCCGUCUUCUCCAUCGUAUGCGAUCCGCAUAACAGUCGCGUAUUUAAGAACAUCAAGUCUGUUAAGAACGAGCGGGUUCUUAGUGACAAUAACGGGGUGAAGGAGCUCGAGAUGGACAUGGUAUUCGCGUUCCAGCUACCCUUCUUUACAGGCACAUUCGACGCGCACAUGCGCAUGGUGCACGACCGCCCGAACCGCAAAAUGUCCUUCGAACUAACGCGGCCCGGUCUCAUGCGCAAGUUCGAAGGUUUCUGGCAGGUCGAGCCGCUCGUUGUCCCCGCUUCCGCCACCUCCGCCCCUUCCACCAUUUCCGCAACUUCCUCCGCUUCCGCCGAUUCCGACACCGCUUCCGCUCCGUCCUCCCCGCUCUCCGAUACCUUCCAUCCGGCCAGCGACUGGGAUAGCAGCAGCGCCUGCAGCAGCCCGGAGCGCGAUUCCGCCGCAGAUCCCGCCGCAGAUCUCGCUGCAAAGACGACGACGAAGAGCGCGGCGACCCCGUCCGACGGCGCGCGCGUGGCGUCGCGGCUCGUGCUGCAUCAGGUGGUGCAGCCGUCCGUCGCGCCGCCCGAUCUUUUCAAGCGGUGCAUCCACAUCGUUCUACAGAUGGCCACUAAAGACGUCCUUAAAGUCUUCCAGCGCGAAGCCGCGGAAAUUAGAAGCAGCAAGGGACAGGAGGUGGAGACGCAGGGAGGGGGGAAAAAGAAAAAGCAAGGAGCGGAAGUAAAGGCGGCGGCGGUUGCUGGAGCUGCUGCUGGCGUCGCUGUCGCGAAGAAUGCUGACUCCAUCGGUCUCGCGUCGCGCGUGUGGGGACUCGUGAAGGGCAAAGCUUAG
Molecule: messenger RNA, 1038 nt
Organism: Closterium sp. Yama58-4
Lineage: Eukaryota; Viridiplantae; Streptophyta; Zygnematophyceae; Desmidiales; Closteriaceae
Source: the annotation of a GenBank genome assembly